AACACAUCAAAAUUGAAAAACAGAAGAAGAAGAAGAACGGAACUUGUGUUCCGCUGCAUGUAAGAACAAGAACAACUAAGAUUCAAUCCAUUCUGUGUACUAAGAACAAUUUCAAUGCCUAACAAAGUGGAAACAAGUGACGUGCCUGAUUUCAUUAAAAAAAUGGAGAAAGCAAUACACUGUGAAAAUGAGAAUGAAGACAGAUUGAGCGAUUUACCCGACAAUGUUCUUCUUCACAUUUUGUCAUUUUUGAAUACCAAGUAUGCCGUUCAAACUUGCAUUUUGUCUACGAGAUGGAAGAAUCUUUGGAAACAUAUUCCCACCCUUAUAUUGCAUUGCCUUGAAUUCCCCACUAUGGAGAAUUUUACCUCAUCCGUAUCUAAGAUUUUAACUCUUCGUGAUAGCACAACUUCACUGCAUGCUCUUGAUCUUGACCGUACACCCUAUGAUGGUAAUAUCCCGUCUGAACUCCUCAAAAAGAUAUUAGACUAUGUUUCUUCUCAUAAUUCCCACCUUCGGGAAUUAGGAAUCUCUGUUAGGGGUGAUAGUGGUCUCAUUCUUCAUUGUGUUUCUUCAUGUCACGCUCUUACAUCUCUUACGCUUUCAGUUUACCCAAAAGGUGGUAAUAAUGAGAGAACUUUAUUUCCGAAAUCUCUGAAAUUGCCAGCAUUAACUAGCUUGUUUCUACAGAAUUUUGCCUUUUGCGGUGAUGAAAGCAGUUGUGUUGAGCCCUUUUUCGCCUUUAAAAUGUUGAAUAGUUUGGUCAUUCAGAAAUGUGAGGUAAGGGAUGCCCGUGUCUUGGUCAUAUCAAGUGAAACCCUAGUCAAUUUAUCUAUCAACAAUAGCCCGCACGAAGAUACCAUAACCGACAAAAUUGAGUUAUCUACUCCAAGUCUACGUAACUUUUCUUAUAGAGGCAACCAUGCUCAGAAAAUAUGUGACAAAGGUCAUUCUUCUAUUUCUAUGCUUGCUCUUCGAUUUCUAUGCUUGCUCUUCGGAUUUUCUCGUCACUUCCUGAUAAAUUAGAGAAAAAGUGUCCUUCUUUGUGUAACUUGAAGUUUUUGGAAAUAAAUCAGAUACAAAAUGCUACAACGUAACCUAGAGCAUUUAAAGCAAGUUUUCUAUCACCCUGACAUGAUUGUGGAUUUUGUGCAUCAAAACUAGCCUAUCUGGAAAAAGAUUUCAUCGCAACAAUUUAUUGGUGCUUGUUGAAGAGUCUAUUAUGACCUAAUGUAUUUUAUUCUUUAAUGUUGUCCAUGUAUUUUCAAUGUAGUCUAUUUGGAAAUCUUAUUAGAUUGA
This is a messenger RNA of Medicago truncatula (barrel medic), 1299 nucleotides long. Its product is annotated as FBD-associated F-box protein At5g18780. Lineage: Eukaryota; Viridiplantae; Streptophyta; Magnoliopsida; Fabales; Fabaceae. The transcript is spliced from 3 exons. Gene Ontology annotation, molecular function: protein binding. Bases 115 to 1026 code for a protein of 303 amino acids. The record is from RefSeq and is a predicted model, not a curated record.